CUUGUGUGUUUGUAUUACACCACUUUCCUGUCUCUUGUGAAAGACAUUUGACACUGGAGUUGUGAAGUUGAUAGAGGAAGCAGGACGACACAGGAAAAAAGAAAAAAAAAAAGAAAAAAGAAGAGCACACAAUGUUAAUACACACUUGAUAUAAGAAGCACUCGAUGAUUCACUCCCACACACAGACGCAGAUUAUUCAGAAAGAGAGACGCUCCAUUUUCACAGGCUGCUUGCUCCUGGAGGUAAGAUUUCUCCAACAUCGAGCGAGCCGCAUUCGAACCAACCCAAACUUUCCAUCUUCAAACAACCAAUCCAAAUGGCUAACUCUAGCGUCAGCCUGUCUCCUGGCCUCACCAACUCAACCUUUUCCACAGCAACUACCUCCAAAUCCCUCUCGCACUCCCAUCAGACUGGGAUAGCGAUCCUGGUCCUUGCCUUCAUCCUUGGUUUUCCAGGGAAUCUCUUCGUGGUGUGGACGGUGCUCUGCCGUGUCCAUAAGCGCUCCGUUACAUGCCUCCUGGUCCUGAAUCUCGCUGUGGCUGACGCUCUGGUGCUCCUGAGCGCCCCCUUUUUCCUGCGUCUGCUGGUUGGUGGGAAGGGCUGGGAGUUUGGCACCGGUAUGUGCAAGACCGUGCACUACCUCUGCUGCGUAAACAUGUACGUAUCUAUUUACCUGAUCUGCCUGAUGAGCCUGGACCGCUGGCUGGCUGUCGCCAGGCCCUUCCUGUCUCAGAGGCUGAGGAAAAAGAGGUCGCUGUAUAUCGUCAUGUUGGGGAUCUGGAUCAUGGCCUUCCUCUUGGCAUUGCCCAUGCCCUUCUACCGCAGCAGCAACGUGCAGCCCUACCUGAAGAACAACAUUUCCAUUUAUCUCUGCGUUCCCUACCACUGGAACAGCAUGAGCCAUGAACUCUUCCAGUACCUGAUGGAGACGCUGUUGGGUUUCCUGAUCCCCUUCACCUUCAUCGUGUUGUGCUAUACCUCCGUCAUCUGCCGCCUGCGCAGCGCCAUGUUUCAUGGGCGUGUAAAGGGCAGCCUCCUCAUCCUCCUCAUCAUCACGGCCUUCGCUAUCUUCUGGAUGCCCUACCACAUCAUCAACAUCUUACAGGUGAUUGGUCUGGCACAGGGCCGCUCUGGUCUUUAUACUGUGGCGCUUUCUGUUCGUCCCAACGUGACGGCGUUUGCGUUUCUGAGCAGCAGCGUGAACCCUGUGCUCUACGUGUUCGCUGGCAGCUCACACAUCCGCCGUGCUGGCCUCGGCUUCAUGGCCAAACUGUUUGAAGGAACCAACUCAGACCACUCCUCGACCUCCGGACGACGUUCCACAAUCAAUACGAGCAGCUCGGGCCUCACGAGAAUGUCGGUGAAAUCUUCCCGGAGUGGAGACAUGGUUAUAAACAAGAUCCGUGCAGAGGAGGGGACAAAAGGGGCGGAGACUAGCUGUAUGGAGGAGCUUAAGACCCUUACCACGAUGCCGUGAUGUUACAGAGUGACAUUUGUAUCGUGAGAAUUUUUUUCCCAGCACAUUAAGCGUGAUCUGGAUCCUUGCACAAACAAGCCGAUCCUCCUGAAAUUUCAGACCACAGUUAUCUAAGCUUUUGGCCGUUUAUUUGAUGUGUUGCUUUGUAUUAUUCAUUUUGAUAUACUUUUAUCUUUAUUCUUAUUAUGAAAUGGCCUUUUGCAUGCUGUGAUGGUGUUGCUGUCGCUGCUCGCAGUCACAUGACCUGUUGUUUCUCAGCAAGCCUGAUUUGUUCCUGGUGUCCUGUGACAGACAGGACAUAACUAGCAACCGCUCUUUCAUUUCAAACUGUUUUUGCGGCUUCUUGUAACAGAAGCAGCGUAACACAUUUGGCCACGUGUUGCUCCUGUUUGUGACAGAGUGAAGCUGCGUGUUUUGUGGGACUGCAAAUGUGUUAAAGAAGUACUCCACUGUUUCUCAGUCUAACCCUAAUCUUUCAUAUCUGCAAUGUACGUAUGAUUAACAUAGAUAAGAAUUUCAGCAUGUUUUCCUGUACUGAGAAAAGAACAUAAAUACAUAAAAAAACGUACGCGCCAUUGAAGGCUAAGGACGCAUGUCGAGCUUUGUGAAUAAACAUUUGAAAUACAUGACUAAGGAUUGGAAAUAUAAGUCACUACACUGAUUAAAGAGGUGAGGAUGCAGCAGACGUGAGGAAAAAUUCACUAAAAUUCACUGUUAUUCUAGAGCUUUCUCCAACUUUUUAACAAUGGAACAAUAAAUAAAUAAAGGAAAGUA
Molecule: messenger RNA, 2251 nt
Organism: Pangasianodon hypophthalmus (striped catfish)
Lineage: Eukaryota; Metazoa; Chordata; Actinopteri; Siluriformes; Pangasiidae
Gene: ltb4r
Product: leukotriene B4 receptor
Exons: 4
Coding region: 317-1477 (386 amino acids)
Biological process (GO): neuropeptide signaling pathway
Cellular component (GO): membrane
Molecular function (GO): leukotriene receptor activity; G protein-coupled peptide receptor activity
Source: RefSeq, a predicted model, not a curated record